Molecule: messenger RNA, 1038 nt
Organism: Gossypium raimondii (Peruvian cotton)
Lineage: Eukaryota; Viridiplantae; Streptophyta; Magnoliopsida; Malvales; Malvaceae
Exons: 7
Coding region: 152-928 (258 amino acids)
Molecular function (GO): antioxidant activity
Source: RefSeq, a predicted model, not a curated record
AAUAGAAACGUUAAUGAUCUCCCAACCACCAUUCCAGCAACAAGAAAUUCCUCCCUCCACAAAUUUCAUCAAAUAAAAUUGGGGUCAAAACAAAUCGACCAUUUUUUGUUUCUUGGAAAGUCUUCAGUUUCCCACCCUCUGUAUCCCUACAAUGACCACCUUACCUUCACAAAACCUGCAAUCGGUGCGACCUCUAUGUUUUUCUUCACUCAAUUCUCUUAAAUUUGGAUCUCAAACUCCUUCAUUGAAAUUUCCCAUUUCUUCUCCUAUAAAAUUAAAACCAGCCAAGCUUUUCACAAGCAAUAAUGGCACCAACAACUCUGGGGUCGUGGGAAAAGCCUCUGCCUCUGAAUUCAGUGCAGAUAUAGGUGACGUCCUUGGGGAUGUUACCAUUUUCACUGCUGCUGAUCAGCCUGUCUUUCUCAAAGACCUUUGGGACCAAAACCAAGGAAUUGCAGUUGUUGCACUUCUACGCCAUUUCGGAUGCCCUUGUUGCUGGGAACUUGCUUUAGGAUUGAAAGAAGCAAGAGCAAGAUUUGAAUCGGCUGGAGUUAAACUGAUUGCAAUCGGCGUUGGUACACCUAACAAAGCACGUUUGCUUGCAGAACGGCUACCAUUUCCAAUGGAUUGCCUUUACGCUGAUCCAAACCGGGAGGCAUAUGAUAUUUUGGGCCUAUAUUAUGGCUUUGGUCGUACAUUUUUCAACCCAGCAAGUACUAAAGUGUUUUCAAGAUUUGAGUCCCUGCAAGAAGCUGUAAAAAACUAUACAAUUGAGGCCACCCCUGACGAAACAAGUAGUGUACUGCAACAGGGAGGGAUGUUUGUGUUCAAAGGUAAACAACUGUUAUAUGCUCAUAAAGAUGAAGGAACAGGUGACCAUGCACCUUUAGAUCAAGUGUUUGAUAUAUGUUGCAAAGUUCCAGCAUAAUGAUAAAGUUAAAAUACAUCUAUUUGUAUAGAAUUUGAGAUUUAGUCCCUGUAUUUUAAAAUUUUAAAAUUUAACCCUCCUACUCUUUUAAUUUAAAAUCCUUAAUCCAA